AUGAGACCUGCUAAAAAAUACAAAUCCAGAAUUAGGAAAGGCGAUAAAAAUAAAUGCAGGAGCAGGCGUAAAUUGAAUUCACUCAAUAUAAAUGUAGUAUCCAAAAUAGCACUAAAGAAACAAAGUAAGCGUAGGCCCGGAAAACAAGGCUCACAGCAGAAAGUAGGACAAAUUGAGACAUUGGAUGUAGGAUCACUCAUUGAUAUUAGUUCCUACAGAUGUGCUAUAGCUGGAUUGUCCAAUAAGGCCAUAAAUGAGCCGGAUAAAUGUGACAAUUACAUUGAACCACUCUUCCACAUCGCACGUAAAAGGGGUGGAGGUAGUGACCAAACCAAAUCUAUAGCAGCCAAUCUGGCCAUUAAAUCCAUUGGUAUACUACUUUCCUGCCUGUCAACCAGCGGUGCUGAUGAGGAAUCCCUUAGAGCUAAGAAGGCAUUGGACGAGUUUAGCAAGAUUUUGGCAAGCAAAUUGACUAGCAACCCUGUACUAGUGGGAUUACUAGUAGCAAAACUCGUAGCUUCUGACUUUAGAACACCAAAUGACACCAUUUUAUCUUUAUGUUUAACUUGUUGUAGCCAAAGUACUUAUAAACAGCAAUCCGAUGAAGUAACUAGGGCUAUUGGUGAUAAUUUGGAAGUUGUUAAGAGCAUAUUUCAACUUGGAUCAAUGAGUGAUUGUGCUAGGGUGAUAAAAUUGAUUAAUGGGUUACAUAAAUAUUCAUUUAACCCUCAAUUGAUAUCGCUAAUCCCUUUAACAAAUAUAAGGGACAGGGAGUUUUCGGCUAACGCAUAUUUCCAGUUUCAAUUCCAUAAAGUAUCCAAGGAUAUAAGAGAGAAACUGAGAUAUGCAGCGGUAAAUGAAACCCCAGAUGUGGUAGCCAAAUAUAAAAAGGUUAUUUUAGAGCAAGUACUGGCGCUUUACUUUAAGAUUUUAAAAAACCCUCGAGUGAAAUCUUGUGAAUUAUUGAUUACUUGCCUCAAUGGUUUGUGUGUUUUUAUCCAAUUUUUAAAUUUGGAUAUACAAAAGGAUAUUUUAAAUCAAAUUAUAUGUUACCAGGACAGACAAGUUUGCCCACUUGUAACUUUAACUUCAUUGGAUUGUGCAAUGAAAAUUAUGAAAUAUUCGCAAUCUUCGCUCAUGAAAGCGGAUAUUUCUUGGAUCUUUGACAGUUUAAUAGAUAAAAUUAAUCUGACAGAUAUGCCUUCGGGCAAAAAUAAUGAUAAAUCGUUUACCACUGAAAUUUCUAUUGAAUCAAAUGGAUGCAAAGACAAACUGAUAAAAACACUAUGUGUGGUUAUGGACCAUUUGGGAUACUUUAUCAACCCAUCUUGCGACAUACAGCGCAUAGCUCAGUUGGUAUCUAAACUAUUAUGCUUUACUAUGUUAUGCGACACGACCAAUGCUAAAAUCUUGCUGACUAUGGUAUUUAAUCUGGUUAAAAAGUUUCCCAUGUUAAAGGACUUAUUUGAUGAACAGGGAAUGGUGAUUUCCGGUACAGGCAAAUUCGAGACUUGUCACUGGCAUAUUGCGGCGUUGAGAUGUCAUUUUGCCCCUAAGAUUAGAGAAUUCGUCGCUGAGCAGCUUUCAUAUUGUAAAAACAGUACAUUUGAUUUUUAG
This is a messenger RNA of Babesia microti strain RI, 1617 nucleotides long. RefSeq lists its product as hypothetical. The transcript is spliced from 4 exons. Lineage: Eukaryota; Apicomplexa; Aconoidasida; Piroplasmida; Babesiidae. Gene Ontology annotation, biological process: DNA replication initiation. The record is from RefSeq and is a predicted model, not a curated record. Gene Ontology annotation, molecular function: chromatin binding. Bases 1 to 1617 code for a protein of 538 amino acids. Gene Ontology annotation, cellular component: nucleolus.